AUAAUAUAAUUGCAAUAUUGAGAAAAAAAAUUGCAAUUAACAAUUGUUUUCAAUAUUGUUCAGCUCUACUUGAUAUCCAUCUUAAAGUCUUACGAGGAGGUCUUAAGUGGCACUUGAAGUAGAAAAGACAUGACAAGUGCACCCUGGUUGUUCUACUAGUGCAGUGAAUGGUCAAACUAGUGAGGACAAAGCAUCCUAGUGCGUGGACCUCACGCUGGAUGUCAGUGAUAUUGCAAAAAAAAAAAAAAGUUCCAUCAAGGAGUGAAUUCCUCACUGGUAAAUGUAGCGAGUGAGUGACGCCAUGCAACUAGCAGCUUUCAAAUCCAAUACGUAGAUUCCCGAGCGUGAGGAAGCAUGUUUGGAUACUUUGGAAGUGCGAGCUGUGUGUGGUGUGAAAGCGUAUGAAAUGCCAUCAUGGAGGAUGGGGAGGCCUUCCCGACCCCACCCCUCCCAACUUUUUUUUUUUUUCCUUGGGAGGGAGCUUUUCUUAUUCAAAAGAGGCCCACAAAAGACUUCCAGUGAGCCUUGCCACAUCCCCAUCUGACUCGGGGGGCCAUUCAUCAGCCCCGCAAGCCUAUCAAUGACAUGUCCCCAUCAGGGCUCCUAUAAAAAUCAGCCCCCUUUCCCAUGAAACAUCAGCAAACAUUUUGACGGCUCUGCCUUUGCCCCCGCUGGAUUUCUCGAGGACCCUCCAAAACACCCCCCCCCCCUCCUCCGGACGGUUCCCCGCCAUUCCCCACCCACACGUACCCUCACUCGCUCUUCCUCUCUCUCUUUCUCUCUGCCGUCCACUCAGAGCCUCAGCAUCUCGUCUCCGACGGCCAGUGGUCGCGGAGACGGCGAGCCGGGCGAGGAUAGGGAGCAGGUGGAGGAGGCGGAGGAGGGAAAGUCGCGGCCGUUUUCUACUUGGAGGAGUGCUGGAUGGGAAGAAGAUGCACUGCGGGCUGCUGGAGGAGCCUGACAUGGAUUCCACAGAGAGCUGGAUCGAGCGAUGCCUCAACGAAAGCGAGAGCAAACGUUACUCCAGUCACAUGUCCCUGGGCAACAUGUCCACCGACGAACAUGAAGAAAAGGAAAAUAACAGGGCCUCCAAACCACAUUCGACACCUGCCACUCUGGAAUGGCUGGAGGAGAACUACGAGAUCGCAGAAGGCGUGUGCAUCCCGAGAAGCGCCCUCUACAUGCACUACCUCGACUUUAGCGAGAAGCACGAUACGCAGCCGGUCAACGCGGCCAGUUUCGGGAAGAUUAUUAGACAACAGUUUCCAGCACUAACCACCAGACGACUUGGCACGAGAGGGCAGUCCAAGUACCACUACUACGGCAUCGCGGUGAAGGAGACGUCGCAGUACUACGAUGUGAUGUAUUCCAAGAAGGGCGCGGCGUGGGUGAACGAAGCGGGCAAGAAGGAGGUGACCAAGCAGACAGUGGCGUAUUCACCGCGCUCCAAGCUGGGGACGCUGCUGCCAGAGUUCCCAAAUGUCAAAGACCUCCGUUUGCCUGCCAGCUUGCCAGAAGAGCGGGUGUCAACCUUCAUCAUGAUGUACAGAACACACUGCCAGAGGAUACUGGACACGGUCAUCCGGGCCAACUUUGACGAGGUCCAAAGCUUCCUGUUGCACUUUUGGCAAGGCAUGCCACCUCAUAUGCUGCCCGUGCUCAGCUCUCCAACCGUGGUCAACAUUGUCGGGGUGUGCGACUCCAUCCUCUACAAGGCCAUUUCCGGGGUACUCAUGCCCACCGUCCUCCAAGCGUUGCCUGACAGUUUGACGCAGGUGAUUCGGAAAUUUGCCAAACAAUUAGAAGAGUGGCUCAAAAUUGCCCUUCACGACCUCCCGGAGAACCUGAGGAACAUCAAAUUUGAGUUGUCCAGGAGGUUCUCGCAAAUUCUCAAACGGCAAACGUCCCUAAACCAUCUGUGUCAGGCGUCGCGCACCGUGAUAAAUAGCUCCGACAUCACCUUCCAAAUGUUGGAGGACUGGAGGAACGUGGACCUGAACAGCAUCACCAAGCAGACGCUGUACACCAUGGAGGACUCGCAGGAGGAGCAUCGGCAGCUCAUCAUACACUUGUACCAGGAGUUUGAUCGACUCUUGGAGGAGCAGUCGCCCAUCGAGGCCUACAUCGAAUGGCUGGAUUCCAUGGUGGACCGCUGUGUCGUCAAGGUGUCUGGGAAGAGGCCCGGCUGCUUGAAGAAGGUGGCCCAACAGUUCCUGUUGAUGUGGUCUUGCUUCGGGACCAGAGUCAUUCGUGAUAUGACGCUCCACAGCGCCCCGAGCUUUGGCUCUUUCCACUUGAUCCAUCUCAUGUUUGACGACUACGUCCUGUAUCUGCUGGAGUCGCUGCACUGCCAGGAAAGGGCCAAUGACCUCAUGAAGGCCAUGAAGAGCGAAGGCGGCACAGAGCGAGAUGAAGAGUUAACGCUGACGGAAAUAACCGCCACCUCCUCGCCAUCCCCGGGCGCCUACUCGCCCGCCCGCUCCGUCCACUCGGUCGCCGUGUCCUCGCCCGCGGCCGACACGUCGCCCGAGUUCCCGUCCAGCACGGGCGCCGUUCAGUCAUAUACGUGGUCCCUUACAUACACAGUGACAACAGCAGGAGGUUCAGCCCCCGACGCCAGCCAGCAACUGCCCUGCAUGAGAAGCAGCAGCAGCGCCGCCGGCACGCCGCCGUCGCCGCCCUCAUCCGCCCAUCGACUGCCCGUCUACGCCCACAGAGAGGAGCACGGAUACACGGGCAGCUACAACUACGGCAGCUACGCCAACCAGCAUCCUCACGCCAUCCAGAGUCAGUACCCGGGCCUCGGCCACGACACCUCCAUCCCGCCACCGCUCCACUAUUCCGCCUACCAUCGCUCAUCCGCACAGUACCAGUUCAACGGUCAAAUGUCCCGCAUGGAUCCGUGUCUGAUGAGCAGCACUCCCCGACUGCACCCUGCGCCCGUGACCCCCCGCUGGCCGGAUAUGUCCUCGGUCAACGGCUGCUACGGUAGCCCGCCUAUGCACUCGUCACGCUACGCCGCAUCGGGGGACGUGUACUCGCCUCUGGUCCCGCGCAGGAACUCUGAGUAUGAGCACUCGCAGCAUUUCCCCGGUUUCGCCUACAUCAACGGAGAGGCCGCCGCCGCCACCGGCUGGGCCAAGUAGCCUAUGUGAACACUUUCAAGGACGCUCAUCGUUCAGUCAAGGUGAGAGGACACUAACAGGACGAAAUUUUCAAUCAUGUGUGGAAUUGGUGCAGCGGUGUUUCUACAAUUCCUGCUUUUUGUUUGUCCGUCACUGGAAAUCUGUGAAAUCAUAUACAGUGUGAUGAAAAGGUAUCUGCACCCUUCCGGAUUUCUGAUUUAUUAUUAUUUUUUUUAAAUCACAGUUUUCAGUCCUGAAGAUGCUCGCAAGAUUGGAAUGUAACCUCACUUGUUAAUCCUUCUAUGAGGUUUACGCACAUUUCAACAUAUUAAAACAGAAAGUUUUUAAAUUAUUCCUUAGCGCCCGUUGUCACUCACGCAAACCAAAUGAGCGUACCUGCUAAGCUAACUUUCAUUAGCAACAAUACAUAUAAAAUCGUACAGCAGUGCUCAUGUAGUCUUUUUCACAUCGGGCCUCGUUAGGAUUUAUUAUUUAUUGAAAAUCGUUUGGAAACUGUGUUUUGUAUUUACUUCAGUUGUCUUUGUGAGAUAAUACAAUUGGAUUGAUUAUGUGAUCAAUUUUACAGAAAUCAAGAAGGGGGCAAAUAGGUUUUUACAGCACUAUAGAUUAUUAUCAUCCGACAAAAAGAACCUGCAGCAGAAUCAUGCAACGCUGCCGCCAAGCUGUGCCUUUGUUUUGAGGAAUGUACGCCUCUGCCAGUUCGCCCGCGAUGCCUGAAAUGAUGUUAGGGAUCGGCGCAAAGUUCUCAAGUUGAUGUGCAGCAGCACUGCCUUAACCUUCUCCAAAAAGAGUCCAAAACAUCAGAGAAAGCGACGUCCUACCAUCAGCGCCUGUGGCUCAAAAAUAUGUGUGUUCCGUGGCUUUUUCUGUGUGAUAAAUUCUAUAUAUAUGCUAUGUAUUUUCUGUAACUAUGUAACAUGGUGUAUCCUUUGCUUUUUAUGGUACUCGGUUCUUCUGUUUUGUAAGAUGAUUAGUACAUUAACCUUGGGUUGUGUGUUUUUAUAAUGCACUGAAACACGACUGAGGACCUAUUACCCUAUGGGUAUUUAUAAAAAGAAAAAAACAAGAUGGGAAAAUUAUUCAAAUGUACAGUAACAUUGUUCAAUGCAAGCACUGGAAAAGCAUUUGUGAUGAAUGUCGGAGGAUCGCAGUUGAAAGUGUUGCCACAUAAAGGAUUUCAUUAUGGAAAACUGC
Molecule: messenger RNA, 4340 nt
Organism: Syngnathus acus (greater pipefish)
Lineage: Eukaryota; Metazoa; Chordata; Actinopteri; Syngnathiformes; Syngnathidae
Gene: rfx4
Product: regulatory factor X, 4
Exons: 18
Coding region: 933-3146 (737 amino acids)
Biological process (GO): regulation of transcription by RNA polymerase II
Molecular function (GO): DNA-binding transcription factor activity, RNA polymerase II-specific; RNA polymerase II cis-regulatory region sequence-specific DNA binding
Source: RefSeq, a predicted model, not a curated record